Molecule: messenger RNA, 4025 nt
Organism: Hippoglossus stenolepis (Pacific halibut)
Lineage: Eukaryota; Metazoa; Chordata; Actinopteri; Pleuronectiformes; Pleuronectidae
Gene: aadac
Product: arylacetamide deacetylase
Exons: 5
Coding region: 661-1899 (412 amino acids)
Cellular component (GO): membrane
Molecular function (GO): carboxylic ester hydrolase activity
Source: RefSeq, a predicted model, not a curated record
CACUGCGGUUAACUUGCACUACAGACACUUUACUUUGCUGCGUUAUGGAGGUUCCUGUCGUCAUAAAGCGACGUGGACGUGCAGAAAACAUUGGAGAAUGAUCCUUUACGCACAGCUGACACUAUUGCGCACAAACUGCAAGAAUCUGGAGUAUCUGAAGAAAUCCCCACUGGUGUAAUAUUUCUUAUCUGGUUCUUACCGUGUGCAAUGUUUACAUUAGUGCACCGGCUGCAUCUUGGCACAGCGUUUCCACGCGCAUCCUGUUCAAGCUGCAGACGUUUAAGAAGCACCUGAAGAAUUUGCGGCGCGGGCCGAGGUGGGACGGUUCUGCCUCGUGAGCGCAGCGCGGCGUGCGCGCGCUCUCCAGCCUCCAUAUCACUGACACUGGCAAUGACUUCCACGGCUGCACGAGACACGGACACACAUCACGGCACGCGCACGAGCAGCAAGGGAAAGCCAAGAACAUGCACGCCGACAUAACCAUCAAAUGACAAACGGACACGUGCUGUCAUAUUUCGCUGGUGUGGAUUCAAAAUUGAAUUCCGUGCGUAAAAAGCUUUUUGUCGCGCACCGGAGCGACUUGAGAACAAGCUGCAGCUCACAGCCCGUUUGUGUUUCGCACCCUGCAGUCGGACCGCUGCCGGGGACGCACGUUGUACAAUGAGGUUGGGAAGCAUCAUUUUAUUCGUCGCCCUGUGCUCGUUCACAGCUUAUUAUAUUUAUGAGCCCAUUCCCGAGGAGAUAGAGGAGAAAUGGAAACUCAUGCUGACCAACUGCUUCUUCCGAAGUCUCAGCCACAUGGCAGACCUCAGUGAAUUACUGGGGCUGAAGGACUACAUGGGGGUAAUGUACGUCAUUACUCUGGCCGAAAAGGUGGUGCCCAUGUCCGACGAGCACGUCAAGGUGACAGACGAACACUUCGACGGAGUGGAGGUGGUGCUCUACCAGCCGAAGCAACAGGGCGAUGGCGGAGAACUCAGGAGAGCCAUCAUAUACCUGCACGGGGGAGGAUGGUGUCUCGGCAGCUCCCGAAUGAGUCCAUACGAUCAACUAGCCAGAGAAUUAGUCACUGAGCUCGAUGCAGUUGUUCUUUCUGUGGAGUACCGCCUUGCCCCCGCUCACCACUUCCCCGUCCCGUAUGAGGACGUGUACCGUGUUGUCAAACACUUCCUCCAGAAGGGGGUGCUGGCCCAGUACUCUGUGGACCCAGGACGCAUAGCUGUGUCUGGGGAUAGUGCUGGAGGGAACCUGGCCGCUGCCGUCUCUCAACAGUUACUGAAAGAGCCUGGGCAGCAGAUCCAGUUGAAGGCCCAGGCGCUCAUCUACCCAGUGCUGCAGGCGCUGGACCUCAACACUCCUUCAUAUCAGCAGAACCGGGACAUGCCCAUUCUACCCCGGACCCUCAUGGUGCGGUUCUGGAGCGAGUACUUCACCAGCGACAAGGCUUUUUUCAGAGCCAUGAUGGCGAACACCCACAACAACCCCGAGUCUUCCAGCCUGCUGAAGUUUGUCGACUGGAGCGCCUUCCUUCCUGAAACGUACCACAGAGAGUACAACUACAGUGCGCCCGCUGUGGUGCAGGGAGUCGGAGGGGAGGCAGUGGGGAUGGACGGACCGUCUCGAUCAUUGGCCGACCCGAGGGCGUCGCCACUGCUGGUUCCAGACGCGGCCUUACGCUCCCUGCCCAAGGCCUACAUUAUGACAUGUGAGUAUGACGUGCUCCGGGAUGAUGGCAUCAUGUAUGUCACGCGGCUCCGGGCUGCUGGCGUCGAGGUGUCACAUGAACACUAUGACACGGGAUUUCACGGAGCGCUGAUGUUCACCGUGUGGCCGACUGACUUCCUGAUUGGACGCCGCAUGACAGACAACUAUAUCAAAUGGCUCAAGGAAAACUUGUAAAAACUCCUGACGUAUCGCCACAAUGCACCAAUGUUUGUUUAGGUGCAAUUUUCUUUCCUUCUGGUGUUUAACUUUUUAUUGUUAAUUCUUAUUUGUUGGUCAGGCUAUAAUUUCUGUAAAUAUAUUUAGAAAUAUAUUAACUUCAUUUAUUGUCCCACUAAUUCAUUAAAUAGCAGGUCAGGAAAUGAGAAUUUGAAAUAAUAUUUAAAAGUAUUUCACGUAUGUAUAUGAGUAAAACACAAUACAUAUGAAACUAGAUUGGCACUAUAGAGGGCACACCUCAGCCAAUGCCUGAUAGUCCCCUUAUCGAACUACAUUUAAAUUCACUAAAUCCAGAUUUAUUUUGAUUUGCAGAGAAUCCACAUGAACCCACUGCGUCUGUCCACUGGGUUUCAUGCUAAUCGGUCUUGUAGAUUUGGUGUAAUCCUGUAAAACAAACAGAUUCAUUCCCUUAAGCGGAGGUAAUCAUCACUUGUACACAAACGUGCACAACAACCAUCAAAUUACCCAGAGAAAUCUGAGGGGAAAAGAAGUCAAACCCCGCAACAUCGCUAAAGUUGUUAUGGGUAUGGUCAUUCAUUUAUUUUUAGCUGACUAACUGGCCCUGGCUCAUUCUGCCAUCCCCCUGCAGGAACUGCUACCUGUCCACUGCCUCAAGAUCAUAUUAGUCAUGCAUACCACUCAUUACACAAAUUGCUUUCCCAUUAGAGGUUUUUCAGAAUCCAGGACAAAUCUUGGCAAAGCAGAACAGGAUUUUCACAACAGCAAGAAAAUACGGUCGCCUCGGCCAAAGUUAACAUUCAUCACUGAGCGCAAGCUGACACUGAAACCUGAGAAGGUUUGGAUGUAUUUGCAAAAUCACGUCUCACGUUUGAAGGUCACCGACGUCAGAACUAAACCUGAGUAGUUUGAGCAACUAAACAAAUAACAGCUCACAUAUGCUGGUAUAAUAACUAUGGUACAAUUCAAUGGUAUAAUCCAAUGGUAUCUUUAUAAGGAAAACACAUUCCUGCACCUAGUGUCAUUUCCACCCACGUGCAGUAGUAACAAAAUAAAUAUGUUUUUGCCUGUUUGCUUUGUAACAUGAGGGCUACACCCAAAUAAAUAUGAUAAGCCACAUUCCACACAGAGUAUUGCUAUUUCUGUUAGUUAGAUACAAGUAGAGCCGAUGCUAUAGCAACCUCUCAGCAGUCCUCACACCGUGCAUACACAUGUGAUGAAUGGAAAAGAGACACUUUCCAACACGUUUCAUGCUUAUCGCUGGUAUUUUUUUGUGUUACGCUUCUAACUAACAUGCAAACAAACAAACUAGAAUAGAACUCAUGCCUCAAGACCGUCAAGAUCCGUGAAUCAUUGUGAGAAAUUAACGAAAAUGAAAUUGAACCAUGCCUGGAUCUGCCCCCUCAUCCAGAUCCACACCAAGAUUGGUUGGGUGUUUCCUCGGCUCAUAGUCAUGCCUCACCUCAUCAACAUUUCAUGGGAAUUGGUUGAGUAAUAAAUAAGAUAGAAUUUUUCCUUGGUUCCUGUUAGAGGAGGUUGUAAGAACAAGUUCUGGCUUCAUGAGGAAAUUAUGACAUGAAACUGUGUGUAGAAAUAUAGAUUAAGUAAAUGUCUUGCACCAACACUACAUGCGUAUCACUGAUCUCACUGCAGUUUGUCAGUCAACCUUUAGCCCCUAAAGUCCAAAAAUCAUGACUUGAAACCAUAAACUAGUGUCCCCCUGUUUAUCUUUAUGUCCGUUGGUGAAAUCACCUUGUGUCUUCUGGCUAUCUGAAAGAUAACAGGGAGGUAAAGGUUAAAAUGAGGUUAGUUACAGUUGAUAUGAAACAGAUGUGAUUUUCUUGACUCAGCUUUUAGGCUUGUCUUUGUUUCGAUGUUUUCUCUCUGUCAUUUUCUUUCCAGUGACUCAUUUAGAAAAAAAGAAAAUAAACAACCUCUUAAAGUAUGUAACUUUUCAAACAAGUCAAAGCACUGCUGGGAAACGUGGCUCCUUUGAUUAAGCACUGCUUCGUUUUCAGUUGUAAAUAUGACUCUUGCUAUGUGUGUGUUGGAUUCCCUCUCGUAGAGAGUUUGAUUUGCAUUUUUCAUUUUAAUGUCAUCUGACAAUAAAUUGACUUGACCUUUCA